GCUUUCCAGGACCCACCAAUGGAGGAGCAGGAAAGACAGCGGCGGGAGCGUGCCGCGAGAAUAGAGUGGACGGAAGGUCGGAGAGGCCGAAAGGGUUGGGGGAGGAGGUAGCGGACUCAAAGCACUAGGCCUAGUGAGGCGCGACAGGCAGAGCGCCUCAGAGCUCAGGCGGCCGAUCGGCGCCCCGAGCCCCGCGCCGGCAGAUAGCGUGGGUGUGGCCCUUAUCGGCCUCCCCGCGGAGUGCCGGCUGGGUGAAGUCUUGAGACUUCUACCUCUUUCUCCUUCCUUUUCUCUCGUCCCUCUCGUGGCUUCCCAAUGGGUCGGACUGUGGUCGUGCUGGGCGGAGGCAUCAGCGGCUUGGCCGCCAGUUACCACCUGAGCCGGGCCCCCUGUCCACCCAAGGUGAGUGCCCUACUGUGUCCGAGGGAGCCCCCUUUAAUACCCUUCUCCCAUUUCCAGCAAAAGGUGGAUCCUGGCCCGCGGAAUCGCCGCCCCCUUUUCCUCCACACUUUUUACCCCACGGCUGUAGGCGGUGCUGCAGUGGCUCCGUCUCGUCCCCAGGUGGUCCUGGUGGAGGGCAGCGAGCGUCUGGGAGGCUGGAUCCGCUCAGUACGAGGUCCGGAUGGUGCUAUCUUUGAACUUGGACCUCGAGGAAUUCGGCCGGCGGGAGCCCUAGGAGCCCGGACCUUGCUCAUGAUUUCUGAGCUUGGCUUGGACUCAGAAGUGUUACCUGUCCGGGGAGACCAUCCAGCUGCCCAGAACAGGUUCCUGUAUGUAGGCGGUGCCCUGCACGCCCUGCCCACUGGUCUCAGGGGGCUACUCCGCCCUUCACCUCCCUUCUCCAAACCUCUGUUCUGGGCUGGACUGAGGGAGUUGAUCACGCCCCGAGGCAAAGACCCUGAUGAGACUGUGCACAGUUUUACCCAGCGCCGCCUUGGACCUGAGGUGGCGUCUCUAGCCAUGGACAGUCUUUGCCGUGGAGUGUUUGCAGGCAACAGCCGUGAGCUCAGCAUCAGGUCCUGCUUUCCCAGUCUCUUCCAAGCUGAGCAAACCCAUCGUUCCGUGUUACUGGGGCUUCUGCUGGGGGCAGGGCGGAGCCCACAGCCAGACUCAGCACUCAUUCGCCAGGCCCGGGCUGAGCGCUGGAGCCAGUGGUCACUCCGUGGAGGAUUGGAGACGUUGCCCCAGGCCCUUAACACCCACCUGACUAGUAGGGGGGUCAGUGUUCUCAGAGGCCGGCCGGUCUGUGGGCUCAGCCUCCAGGCAGAAGGGCGCUGGAAGGUGUCUCUAGGGGACAGCAGUCUGGACGCUGACCACAUCAUUAGUGCUGUUCCAGCUUCAGUGUUGAGCCAGCUACUCCCUGUUGAGGCUGCGCCUCUGGCUCGUGCCCUGAGUACCAUCACUGCUGUGUCUGUGGCUGUGGUGAAUCUGCAGUACCGAGGAGCUUGUCUGCCUGUCCAGGGAUUUGGACAUUUGGUGCCAUCCUCAGAAGACCCAAGCACCCUGGGAAUUGUGUACGACUCAGUUGCUUUCCCUGAGCAGGAUGGGAGCCCCCCUGGCCUCAGAGUGACUUGCUAUAUUCCCUCCCUAGGUGAUGCUGGGAGGUUCCUGGUUACAGACACUGGAAGCCAGGGGCUGUGUAUUAUCUCGGGAGCUAUUCCAACAGCAAGCACAGGAAGCAGCUGCCACACAAUUAGGACUGAAGGAGCCACCAAGUCACUGUUUGGUCCAUCUACACAAGAACUGCAUCCCCCAGUAUACACUAGGCCACUGGCAAAAACUAGAGUCAGCUACCCAAUUCCUGGCUGCUCAAAGGCUGCCCCUGACUCUGGCCGGAGCCUCCUAUGAGGGGGUUGCUGUCAAUGACUGUAUAGAGAGUGGGCGCCAGGCAGCAUUUCGAGUCCUGGGCACAGAACCUAAUAGCUAAUCCGCAGCUCUCACCUCUUCCUGCCCCUGCUGGCGGGAAUUCUCUCACCCAUGAAAAUAAAAGUUGCUGGAACUUGG
Diceros bicornis minor is the source of this 2004-nucleotide messenger RNA. RefSeq names its product protoporphyrinogen oxidase (gene PPOX). The record is from RefSeq and is a predicted model, not a curated record. Lineage: Eukaryota; Metazoa; Chordata; Mammalia; Perissodactyla; Rhinocerotidae. The transcript has 12 exons. Bases 316 to 1848 code for a protein of 510 amino acids. Gene Ontology annotation, biological process: heme biosynthetic process. Gene Ontology annotation, cellular component: mitochondrial inner membrane. Gene Ontology annotation, molecular function: protoporphyrinogen oxidase activity, oxygen as acceptor.